This is a messenger RNA of Aspergillus nidulans FGSC A4, 1074 nucleotides long. RefSeq lists its product as uncharacterized. NCBI's taxonomy places the organism in Eukaryota, Fungi, Ascomycota, Eurotiomycetes, Eurotiales, Aspergillaceae. The transcript has 2 exons. The coding region runs from base 1 to 1074 and encodes 357 amino acids. The record is from RefSeq and is a predicted model, not a curated record.
AUGGCCAAACAAGUGCUAAAUGCUGCAAAGAGAGCAUCCAAGAAACGUAGCGCACCUACAGAAAACAAAGAUGGAUCGCCUCAAAAGAAGCUUAAAUCGUCAUUACAAAGUUCUACGGAUACUCCAUUUACAGUGGAAAGUGCACUGGCUCUUCCGGUCUCAACAGCCAGCGAAGAAGAGCUCUCAGAUGUCGUGCUCAUCACAAAUAGAGCACCACUAGUGCUUGCCUUUGCUGUCUGUGUUCUGAAGUACACAAUGCCUGAGCAGCCAAUAUCAAGUAGGCUUAGCCUGGCCCAAGCUGUUGUUAGCGCCAAUAGCCGCUCAAAAGCCAUCAGCUUGGGUCUUGAAAGCGACAAACCUGCUGAGCAGGAAGGAUGGGGCGACGGUCUGCCCACUAUUUCGGUCUUGGGCAGGGAAAUCAAGGUGUUAAAACGGUGGGACUACAAUCCUCGAGAGGGUCGACCCUCGCAGGAAUCUCAGGGCGCGGAGGCCACUUCUGAUGACAUAUUAGGGCAAUGUCUUACGGACGACUCGGAGCCCAGGCCAUCGCUUUGGGGUAUUGAUGUUCUGGCGUUAAAACGUGGUGAAUCAUAUCCGCCUGAGACAGCUGCGAAUACAAGCAAGGCGCUUCCAAUACACAAUCCAGACGCAGCACGCUCAUAUCUUCUCAAAUCGUUCAUGAAAUCACCUGAUAAAGAUCAAGGAGAGUCAGCAUCAUCAAAGAGAAAGAGCGUAACAAAGAUCGAGACAGAAAGAGAAGCCUGCUUAAGUCAUCUCCUACGGUCUAUCGAUAUGGUGUGUCAAUCAUGGGCUUCCACGCUGAGCGCAGAGGACCUGGAUAGGCGUGCUUGGUCAUGUAGUACGAGCGCGGGUAACAGUUUUGGUGUGCUGGCGCCAGCCUGCCAUUAUUGCAAUGAAUUCGUUCUGGAUGGUUUCAGGACAAUUUUGAAUAAGACUCUGGACAUCCGUUGCCAUAUUAUCACCGAUUUGAGAUGCCAGAACUGGAAGAGAAUAUACGAGCAUUCAUCGUCAAAGAUUUUCGUGAAGCCGUCAUUAGUGGCUGCCGUCUAUUAA